Messenger RNA from Fonsecaea erecta, 1926 nucleotides. RefSeq lists its product as hypothetical. The transcript has 6 exons. Gene Ontology annotation, biological process: transmembrane transport. The coding region runs from base 1 to 1926 and encodes 641 amino acids. The record is from RefSeq and is a predicted model, not a curated record. Lineage: Eukaryota; Fungi; Ascomycota; Eurotiomycetes; Chaetothyriales; Herpotrichiellaceae. Gene Ontology annotation, molecular function: transmembrane transporter activity.
AUGGACACAGUCCUAAACAAAACACGGACAGCGCCCGAAAACCGGGCCAGGCGAUCGUCGCGUGCUUCUUUAAGACGUGCUCGAUCGACUCCCGAGGAUGAUUCUCACCAAUUGUUUUCGCCUCAAUUCAUGGAUGACCAUGGUGCCCACCAUUACCACGUCGAUGCGACGCCCGACGAGGACUAUUUCGGUGCGCGCGACGAUGGCGCAGGUCCCAUAAUCGAGGAGGAUGCCAUCUCCACGAGCAGUACCGCGGGAGAGUCGCAGGAGGAAGUCAGGUUUGGCGUGGUCAAUAGCCGUGAUGUCGAAGCAGGAGUCAACCUGCCAGAGUUGAAAACUGAGAAGUCGACUCGAUCACUGAAAGAUCCCCACCUGGUCACCUGGGAGGGCGCCGAUGACCCCGAAAAUCCCAAGAACUGGACAUACCGGAAGAAAUGGGCGGCAACUCUCAUCGUGUCGUCGUUUACGUUCAUUUCACCUGUGUCGUCGUCGAUGGUGGCACCAGCUCUCAACAAAAUCGGCGAAGAUUUGGGGAUUAGCCAGGACAUCGAAAAGUCAUUGACCCUUUCUAUUUUCGUCCUUGCCUACGCCAUCGGACCCCUGUUUUUGGGUCCUUUGUCAGAGAUGUAUGGCCGAGUUAUUGUUUUACAACUUUCGAAUUUGUUCUAUCUCGCGUGGAAUCUUGGGUGCGGCUUCGCCCAAACCCAGGGUCAACUCAUCGCAUUUCGGUUUCUCAGUGGUUUGGGUGGUAGUGCACCCCUGGCCCUGGGUGGAGGAGUUCUGAGUGACUGCUGGCGCGCAGAAGAACGUGGCAAGUCUAUCAGUAUCUAUUCCCUUGCACCCCUCCUCGGUCCUGCGGUUGGGCCAAUUGCAGGUGGAUUUAUCGCCUUAAAGACAACCUGGCGAUGGUGCUUCUGGGCGACUUCGAUUGUGGACGCUGGCAUUCAAGUUCUUGGCCUGAUCUAUCUACGAGAAACCUAUGCGCCGAAAUUAUUGAACGACAAAGCGAAGAAGCUCCGGCAAGAGACAGGCGACCCAAACUACCAUACUGAGUGGGAUCGUCCCGAUAGAACACUUGGGAAGGUCCUCCGCACGAGCCUUGUCCGCCCGUUUCGUCUUCUGGGAACCCAACCUAUUAUUCAGGCUUUGGCCAUGUAUAUGGCGUACCUGUACGGUCUUAUGUAUUUGGUCCUAUCCACUUUUCCCUCGGUCUGGGAGGGAACAUACCACGAAACCGUCGGCAUCGGCGGCUUGAACUAUAUCUCCUUGGGAGUGGGCUUCUUCUUGGGCACACAGAUCUGUGCUCCGAUAAACGACCGUAUUUAUCGCAAACUGAAGGCACGAAACAAUGACGUUGGGAGACCCGAGUUCCGCGUACCGCUUAUGAUUCCGGGAGCCGCCCUCGUGCCGGUCGGUCUUUUCGUCUACGGCUGGACCGCAAGAUCCAGUGUUCACUGGAUUGUUCCUAAUAUUGGAGCUGCUAUCUUUGCGGCAGGGACGAUUAUGGGCUUUCAGUGCAGUCAGACUUACAUUGUGGAUGCAUAUUCACGUUUUGCAGCCUCUGCUGUGGCUUCAGCUGUGGUGCUGAGGAGUCUGGCAGGGUUCGGAUUCCCCCUCUUUGCUCCCUACAUGUACCAGGCCCUUGGGGUGGAUUGGGGAAACUCCCUGCUUGGGUUCAUUGCCAUAGGCCUUGGUCUUCCUGCACCGAUUCUCCUGUGGAAAUAUGGCGAGACCUUGCGGAACAAUGGCAAUCAACUCGUCGCCACCGCCAGGGCGAUCUGGCUGAUGUCCAAACUGUCGCGACGCUUUCAUGCGAACUCGGCCACCCUUCCGAGAAGCUUACUCCCACCGUUCUUGCUGACCACCCGGCGAAUUUCUGCUGGCGAUAUGACCUUGGCAUAUCUCCGACCGAUCUGCGGCAUUUGA